This is a messenger RNA of Talaromyces stipitatus ATCC 10500, 6328 nucleotides long. RefSeq lists its product as uncharacterized. The coding region runs from base 1 to 6165 and encodes 2054 amino acids. Gene Ontology annotation, cellular component: Golgi apparatus; membrane; endocytic vesicle. The transcript is spliced from 6 exons. Gene Ontology annotation, biological process: intracellular protein localization; retrograde transport, endosome to Golgi; endocytosis. NCBI's taxonomy places the organism in Eukaryota, Fungi, Ascomycota, Eurotiomycetes, Eurotiales, Trichocomaceae. The record is from RefSeq and is a predicted model, not a curated record.
AUGUCUGCCCCUGAGCCCGCGGCCGCAUCAGCUGCUCCCGCAGAGAGACCCCAAGAGCCACGCCGCACCGAGCUCGACGUCGCGAAGCUACAUGCCCUUCCGUCUGAACAGCAAGAUUUAUACCUUUUAACAUUUACAUCCGAACUUGUUCAGCAUGUUUCUACACUCACAAAAGAUGAACUCGCUUUGGAGCAAGCUUCACUAAAACAAGAGCUCUUUAAAAUCAUCAACCUCAGUUCCCCCACAGUCACACGAGUGAUUCGCAAUAACCUUGGUAAAUGUUUCGGAACGAUUCUCGGCAAAGGCGACCGCAUUCCUCUGUACGAUACUGUUCUCGACCUACUCGCUAUACUCAAUGGUGGGAAGAGUGUAGAGCUUAAAACCAAGCUCGCCGCAGGGCAUUGCUUGGGAGAGGUGUUUGCAAAUGCCGGUGAUAGCGCCUAUUCUCACGCAAGCGCUGUUACGGCUGGCCUCUUCAAACUACUUAAAGCUGGCAGUAACCAUGCUGGCGCUCGGGGUUCAGUCUUCGCCGCACUUCGAAAGGUAGUCGGUGGCCUGGGUGGUCCGAUUGAAGAGCCGAUAGCACGAGAUAUAUGGAAACAUGCCCGCAAUGCUGCUUCCAGCGACAAGUCAAGUCUCGUUCAAAUAAAUGCUUGCCGGUGUCUUGAACAACUUUUGAUUACAACCACAUACUUUGAUAACCAAAAUGAUAGUGAGACACUAAAAACACUCGUCUGGAAGGUCCUUGACAGCCCAGUCGCGCCUGUGAGACAUGCUGCUGCGUCAUGCUUAGCAAGAGCUCUUGUUAAGAACUAUUCACCACAAGAUGGUAUUGAGUUAUCAGCAAAAUCAAAGAAAAGCAAGCGACAGUCAAAAAAGCCACCGCAAAAGGCAGCAGAUGCAGACGAGGAUGAGCCACCAGAGAUGGAGUCUCCAUCAGCUAAAAAAGUCGAACCUCGCUUAUCAUUAUCACUUUCGGACAUUCUAGUGCAACUUUCUUCUCAAUAUGUACGGAGCUCAACUGGCAAUCGUGCCAGAGCUGGGAUAGCGGUCUGCUAUAAGUAUAUCAUUCAAAAUCUAGGAGAGAACGUUGUCGAAGAACGAUACGGUCAGAUUGCUUCGCAUCUGCUCGUUACCCUACUCAACCAUCCAACAGUUACAUACAAUCGUUUUCGACUGCUAAUGACUCGAAAGUUUAUCAAGAAUAUCCUUGAAGAUACCCUUGGUCGUGAAAUUCUGCGAGAAAAUAGCCAAGUGAAUGCUGCCAAUUGGCUCAUUAACUCCAUCUUGAAGGAUUACCCUCAGGUGAUCAAGGAGAGAAGUGAGCCAAGCAAGUAUACACUCGCAAGCGCUUUGAGCGCUCUCUCUUCGCUGAUAUCAUCACUUGGUUCGGCUGUCACGUCCUUGGCCGACGCUUGUCGCGAGGCCCUUAUUCAAGUCCUUCCACACCCUAGCUACACCGUUCAGAUCCAAACAGCCCAAUGUUUGCGCAACUUUGUUCUUGCGUGCCCAAGCCAAUUAAUAUCUUGCGUCACAAUCUGCUCGAAUAGCUUGAACCGUGAGAUUGGACAACUAUCAACGCCACGUUCAUCAUCUCGUCGCUGCCUUGGGUUCGCAAAUGGUCUAUCUGCGAUGUUGGGUACUUCUCGCUUGCAACCUCUCUAUGGAUCUGUCGAUGUUUUUGCUCGUGUUCUCUCGCAGGCAACAGAUUUGCUCAAGCACAGCGGUAGUUCUGAACUUCGAGUUGCAAGUACGCAAAUUCAGGUUGCGUGGAUCCUAAUUGGAGGUUUAAUGCCUCUGGGGCCGAGUUUUGUCAAAAUUCAUUUAUCGCAACUGAUGCUUCUAUGGAAGAAUGCUCUUCCGAAACCUUUAGGCAAGGCAAACACAGCCGAACAAGGGCCACUAGAGACGAGCUUCCUGGCACAUGUGAGAGAAUGCGCUUUAGGCUCCAUGCUCUCGUUUCUCGAGUUCAACGCCAAAUUGGUUACUGCGGACGGCGCUAGACGUAUUGCUGCAAUGCUACAGAACACAGUCGCCUUCCUAGAUGAAAUGACAUUGCCAAAAGCAGCGGAAGAUAUAUCACAACGUCUCUUUCCUUCUCUACAAAUGCACGAUUUUGCGGUCAUGGUACGCCGCCGCGUGCUUCAAUGCUUUACGAAAUUGGUCAAGAUACACCACACCGGCCAUUCGGAGAUAGUUUCUCAGUCGAGUCUUCUUAGCAUAGCCAUAUCCUCUUUUGCGGACCCCGACAUCGUACAUCCCAGUCCUAUUGAGACUUCUGUCGCCGCAUCCCCCGGCCAGUUCGAUAGCCUUUGGGACUUAUGGGAUAACUUUGGCUUUGGAGUCACAGGCUUGGCUCGAACCUACGUCAAUGAAACGCUUACUGGUAAACGUGCAGGGGGGGCCACUGCAUGGAACGCGAACGAGUCUACUGAUCAAGAAAUUGAUGAUAUUCUCAAUUUUCCCGUUUGUCAAGCGAGUGAACAUGAUAGUGUUCUCCUCUACGGUUCACGAGACGCUUUCUCGGCUUUCUAUACCGAUCCUCCCGUUACGGAGGCUGUGAAUGCUGCUAUUGAUCUUUUUGCGGUUGCUUUGCCUUUACAAGCACCAAAGGUUCAAGAAAGCAGCGUUGAGCAGAUCGUUACGUUGUUGUCCUCUCAUAGCUUGCAGAGAAACCCGGGUCGCAAAGUUGCAAUGGCCAUCAACAUAGCCAUAGCUUUGUUACACACUCUCAAAGUCGCAGUCAGAGAAACUAUUGCAUCUCCAGGGAAGCUAGAAACGUCCACCGAAAAGAUCAUUCAAGAACUAUUGCAGAAAUUCGUUAUGGACCCCGAUGCCAUUAUCCGGACGAUCGGAUUUGAGGCACUUGGCAGACUAUGUAAUAGGGCUGGAAAUGCGUUUACCAAUACCCAGAUCAACUGGCUUGUUGAUACGAUUGUGGCAAACCGUGAACCAAGUGCGCGAGCAGGAUGUGCAGCGGCUUUAGGCUGUAUUCACUCGAAAGUCGGUGGCAUGGCUGCAGGGUUCCACUUGAAGACAAUCGUCGGUGUUCUCAUGUCACUUUGCAGUGACCCUCACCCCGUUGUACACUUUUGGGCUAUAGAUGGUUUGGACAGGGUUGCGGAAUCAGCUGGGUUGACAUUUUCUCCUUAUGCAUCAAGCUCGCUGGGGAUGCUUGCCCAGCUUUAUGUGGCGGAUACACAUAAUGAGGAAACAGCUUCCUUGGCUACCUCAAAUCUGGAAGUGUUAUUCCCUACUCCUUUCGUCAUUAGUCGUGCAGUGGAUUCUCUGAUCAAUGUACUGGGUCCUGAUCUCCAGGAUAUUGCGAAGACUCGCAAUCUCAUUCUGACUUUGGUUCGCCAAUUUCAGCUAGAAGAGUCCCCAGCAAUGAACACGCAAAGCUCUCGAUGCCUAGACCACCUCUCACUGUAUGCGCCAUCACACGUCGAUCUCACGGUUUUCGUCAAGCGCCUUCAUGGGGGUCUCACGUCGAAGAGUUCGCUGAUGCGUGAGGCAGCAAUUCGUGGAUUGGAUAAUCUUAUGAAAAGGGAUGCCGAAGGUGUUAUAUCAUCUACGGCUUCGACUUUGGAGGACGACAUUUGGCUUGCCUUGGAUGAUUCCCCGGGAAGUACAUCUCUUCGAAGCUUGAUUCGCAACUGGUUGCAACAGACUGGGCUUUCUCAUACUCAACUGUGGGUUCAGCGUCUACACAACGUACUUACUAAAACACGAGCAAAGAAAGAUGAUAUUCCACCUAAAAAACCUGCGCGUGUGAAUACUACUUCCGAAAUUCCAGAUGACGAAGUUGCCGGGUUUGCAUCUGCUGUUGCAGGUGGAGAUCAGGAAGAAGGAGAUAGUAGUGCUACCUCUGGGCAAGACUUGCUCAAAUGGCAGACUCGUAAUUUUGCGGUCAGCUGUCUCAGCGAGCUACUGACUAUGGUCAACGACAAGAUUCUUCCCGAUCAAACCAUCCCUGCUGAACUUGCCCUGCAGCAGAAAAUCGGCGAUGUUGUCCGCAUGGCAUUCUCUGCUUCUACAGCACAUGUAGUCGAGCUAAGAGUCUGGGGCUUGAAGAUUCUUGAUCAAGUUCUCAAAAUGUUUGGAAAAACUCCCGACCCAGAUUUUUCGGAGGCUUCCCUUCUCGAGCAAUACCAAGCUCAAAUUGGAUCAGCCCUAACCCCAGCAUUUGCAGUGGAUUCAUCACCAGACCUGGCUUCAGAAGCUAUCAAUGUAUGCGGCACGUUCGUUGCUGCAGGCAUUGUUACAAAUGUCGAUCGAAUGGGCAGGAUAUUCCGACUACUCGUUGUGGGCUUGGAGCAAUUUGCUAAUAACCCCAACAUCACAGAGAUUGGUGAUCUGAAGGGACUCAACUCGAAUGCAAGGGUCAUGGUCAAAUUGGCGCUAUUUUCGGCUUGGGCGCGAUUGCAAAUGGCAAGCCUCGAACAACAGUAUCUGGUCAAUGUUGUUCAGCCAUACACAGCCAUGCUCACGCCGUUAUGGCUCUCCUCUCUUCAGGAGUUUGCUCGAUUACGAUUCGAACCUGACAUUUCUGGAAGUCUUGGCACUCCAUCGACGGGGGAUCUGGAUGAAGUAUAUGCGGCCUUGAACAGAGAAACAUUGCUUAACUACUAUCAAGAUUCUUGGUUGAAUCUUGUGGAUGCGAUUGCAAGUCUAGUCGAGAAAGACAGUGACUUUGUUUUCGAUGCAUUAGACAACAAAUCCAAAGCACAGGUUCCAGAGGAUGGUGACGAGGGUAAAACCAAUGGUCUUACACCUUCUGGGAAGGGCGACAGCAUCAAUUACCGUGAUGAGCCGGUUGCUUUCUUUUUCGUCCUCUUUGGACUAGCAUUUGAGGCGUUGGUUGAUCAAUCUGUGUUACCUUCGCAGAGGUUGGAGAUCCUUCAGGCUCUCAAGAAGAUACUACGACCAUCUGUCUCCGGAAAUGCUAUCUAUCAAGAUUCAGUCUUUACCGAGACAUUGGAUACUCUUGACCGUCUGGUUCUUACCGAAGGCCACAACAUUCAAACGGUCAUUGUUGAGAUGGCCAGAAAUUUGUCUCUCGAUCAUCCUUCAGCAAAGGGUGGCCAAGAUCGUGCCGAAAAUUUAUCUGACGAUAUCGAGCAGCUUUUCGAACUUACCAGGAACAUCAUCCUCGUUCUGGCUGGCCUGCUCCCGAAUCUAGGCGACUCAAGCUCUCGUACCUUCAAUGUUAGCUCAGAUGAGACUCUAACUCUAAUUCGUCUCGCACUAUCUGCGCUGGUCGAUGUCGCCGCGGUAUUCCCAGCAAUCAUCCGUCAUGACCUUCACGCUUGUAUCCUGCACAUCUUCAGUACUAUAUUAGCAACGGGUAUAUGCCAGGCAGAAGUUGUUCCACAUGCACUUCCUAUCUUCCGCAGGUUUGUCCAAGGCAUGAGUUCGCAAGAUACUCCGAUGACCGAAGCAGUCUCGUUACAAGUGCGUGGCUGCUUGUCACGUUUUCUUACGACACUCACAAUUGCACAACGCCGAGAAUCAGACACUUCUCUGCCAUGUGCAAAGAACACGCUCCUUGCCAUGACCAUAGUACUCAGUACCGGCAGUCAUGUCAUUCCACCGCAAGACCCUCUGAUUGCAAGAGUACUUGAUGAAUACCUAGAUUGCCUGCAGGACGUUGGCCUUGCCAGUGUGGCUGCAGGGUGUAUUCGCUCCGUACUGCUUCGAAGUGGACCGUUAUCCACCACGGAUUCAGCCAUUGGUCGAUAUCUGUUUCCUCGACUCAUUGCAUUCGUCGCCGGGGUCCCAAAUGAUCGAGGGGAGCCACCUAUCGAUCCUGAAAACUCGCGAGUAUCUAUUUUACAGACACUGGUUUUAUAUAUCAGCAACCCCGCAGGUUUUCCAACUUCUAAACUUUCAACGGCAGUUCCCUUGAUUGUCUCGACUCUUCUAGCACGUGCAAAGAAUGAAGGGACAGCAGUCUACCAGGAGAUGGCCGCUAGGCUUCUGGAGAUAGGAAAACUAGACCCAGUGAUUUUCCGCACGCUUGUUGCUUCUAUGGACCAUGACAAGAAGGCUCUUGUGGAGGAUAUCCUGCGCAGUAUUGGGGCUGGUUCUUCCGGCGAGGCUCAAGAUACUGGAGCGCAAGAGCAGAAGGCCGCACCGAGUAUUGAGCUGCGCUUAGACUUUUAAUUCAUGAUCAGAGCUAUCUCAGUGACGGCUGGUAUGAUGUUAUGAUUGAGUACAACCGACCUUGGAACGUACACUUGAGCUGUCAAAAUUGCUUAAGUUCGGAUAUUUCAUUAUACAAUAUAUGCAUAUGAUACCAACGAAUAAUAUAGAAGAAUAUAUACAC